Molecule: messenger RNA, 2077 nt
Organism: Dreissena polymorpha
Lineage: Eukaryota; Metazoa; Mollusca; Bivalvia; Myida; Dreissenidae
Exons: 9
Coding region: 166-1911 (581 amino acids)
Biological process (GO): snRNA transcription
Cellular component (GO): nuclear body
Molecular function (GO): RNA polymerase II general transcription initiation factor activity
Source: RefSeq, a predicted model, not a curated record
AUCGUGACGUCAGGGUAAAGGCUAAGUUAAAAUCAACAUGGAAGUUGAUGGCGCUGAUAAUUAGCCGAAAUUGAGGAACGUUUAGAUAACGUUACAUUAAUAGUGUUAAAUUAAUGAAGAUUCACUGUCCGGCUGAAGAAACACAGGUGGGGAAGAAUAUUAACGAUGGCUUCCAACAUGAAGUGUUGGUCUAUAGAAGAAAAAAAGAAGCUAUGUGAUUUGCUUCAAAUCUUUCCCCACACAUCAUACCAGAUCAUAGCUCGAAAGUUGAGGACUAAAUCAGAGGAUGAGGUUCGAUGGUACAUCAACAACAAAUUGAACAUUUUGGAAAAGAAUCAAACAAAUUUCACUAUGAAGAAAGAGACUAUACACAAGGCGCCUCUGGAAGAAUGGUAUGAUGUGGCUGCAGAUCUUGUUGGUUUAGAACCCUGCGACUAUUCAGCAAAUCUGGCAAAGGUUUUCUCCAUGAUCUCCUACUUUGAGGACUUCCCUGACGAUUCCUGUGCCGACAAUUAUCUUGACUACAGGGCCAUCUACAGGUUCCUGGCCCAGUGUAUGCGAGAAGAGAACUAUGAAGAUGUUGAGACACUUGGCUCCCUAGAGAGCAGUGUAGUAGUGGACCUGAUGCACAGCCUAAUGGAGGUGCUGAGUACGAGGGACACGUUUGUGCAGUCCCACGUGAUGCAGUGGAAGUACCAGCUGAUGGACCACCGCGAUGAGGCCAGGAUAGUCGAUCCUCGCCUGCUGAGAAUGGCCGCUGAUAAUGAUUUUGAAGCCUUUGUCGAGGAAGUUUUCAACAAUCUGAAGGAAAACCCUGAUGCUGAUACUGAAAUUGAAUGCACUUCAGAUCAACUUUCCAAAAGAAAGUCUGCGGCUGAAAAUGCUGAUGUAGCGACAACACCAUCAUCAAACAGAAAAGCUGCAAACCCUGCCGAAGUCUUAGUAUCCACUUCCUCGGAACAGAGCAUCUGUAGUGAAACAGCUUCUGGUACAUGUAGCACAUCAAGAUUCACCGCAGAUGUGACAGGAGCCAGUGUGAAUCAGCCCAGUAAAGAGACAGCAUAUCCUGCUGUUUCACCUUCCGGUUCCCAGCAGCCGGGUAAAGCAACAGGAAAUCCUGCUGGAUAUCUUUCUGGUUCCCAGAAAGCAGCAGCUGCUUCUUCACCUCUAACUCAGGCCUAUGUUGGGAGUUGUGCUCCCAUUUUGGAUUACAAACGAGGAUUAGGAAGACCACGCAAACACGAGCUUCCAACCAACGUUAAGGAGGAGAAUGUAAUUAUUGUGCCCUUUCCGCCCACUGUAAACAGCAGUGUAAGUAACUUAAAAAGGACCCCUGAAAAAAGUCAAGUCACUGCGAGCCCUGUUGUGAAAAUCACACCAGUUUCCCACCAGGUGCCUAUGGAUCAUCCAGAGUCUGAAUUGUUCACACGGAAGAUGGUAUCUCUCUUGCCAUUCUCCAUAAAACCCAAGUUGGGAGAACCACCAGCGAGACUUAAACCCGGCAAGAAGGGCAAGUUUGACCAAGAAAUAACACCAAGAACUGAGAUUGUUGUUGUCAUGCCCCCACAGGGAGCAACAAUUGUUCAAGCUGUCGUUAGAAGUAGAGGUAAGUUUGCAGAGCAUGAGCACAUGAUUGAAGAUGAUGUAAACAGAGAGUAUUAUUGCAACAUACUCCGCAGUGACUGCCCAGAGAAUACUGACAGAUCUCAGCUGCAGCAAAAGGCUAUAUCCCCUGCUCAGAGUAAAGCAGCUAAAGCAUUGGCAAAAAAGAAAAUAUUGCUGGCUAGGAAACGAAAAUUUGAAGCUAUAGUGAAAGCUGCGAAAGAAAGAUCAGCACCCUGUAAGAAGCCCAAAGUCUAUUCAUUGAAUCCAUUUUGUUUACCUGUGAGUUUGAUAGAUCUUGACCAGUGAAUUGGUAGCAGCACUGAUGCUUUAUAAGUGAUUUAAUGUAAUCCUGCCUAAAAAAGUUUGGUUUAUAACUUUGAAAUGGUUUCAUUAAGUUCAUUUACAAGGCUUUUUAAACUGUAAUGAUGCUGUUGGUUUGUUUCUUUUCAUUGUAAAUAAAUGUGAGAUUUGA